AUGGCCGCGAGUUCUUUCUCCAUGACCAUUACAAACUUCAAAAUUCACUUUAUCUUAUUCUUAUGCUUUAGUGGGAUAGUCUCAGCUCAGUUGUCCUCUGAUUUUUACUCCACAACGUGUCCAAAUGUGCUUUCAACCAUUAAGACAGCAAUAGACUCUGCUGUGAACAAUGAGGCUCGCAUGGGGGCAUCUUUGCUCCGUCUCCAUUUCCAUGAUUGCUUUGUUCAAGGAUGCGAUGGAUCAGUACUAUUGGACGAUACAUCGACUUUCACAGGUGAGAAGACAGCGUUUCCCAAUGCUAAUUCGCUCAGAGGUUUUGACGUAAUAGACACCAUAAAGUCUCAAGUUGAGAGCUUAUGCCCCGGUGUUGUCUCUUGUGCUGAUAUCGUCGCUGUAGCAGCAAGAGACUCAGUCGUUGCUCUUGGUGGACCUAGUUGGACAGUGCAAUUAGGCAGAAGAGACUCAACCACAGCAAGUUUAAGUUCUGCAAACUCAGACUUGCCAGCUCCAACUUUGGAUCUAAGUGACCUUAUCACUGCUUUCUCUAACAAAGGUUUCACAGCUAAAGAAAUGGUUGCUCUAUCAGGAUCUCACACAAUUGGCCAAGCUAGCUGUCGAAACUUCAGAACAAGGAUUUACAAUGAGACCAACAUAGAUUCCACCUUUGCAAAAUCAUUGCAGGCAAAUUGUCCUAGCACAGGUGGUGAUAGCAAUUUGUCCCCUCUUGAUGUCACAAGUGAAAACAACUUUGACAAUGCAUACUUCAAGAACUUGCAGAGCCAAAAGGGACUCUUCCACUCAGACCAACAACUCUUUAAUGGAGGAUCCACAGAUUCUCAAGUGAAUGCUUAUAGCAGCGACUCUGCAACUUUUAUGACUGACUUUGCCAACGCAAUGGUUAAAAUGGGAAACCUUAGCCCACUCACUGGCUCUAGUGGCCAGAUUAGAACCAACUGCAAGAAGAUCAACUGA
This is a messenger RNA of Gastrolobium bilobum, 972 nucleotides long. RefSeq names its product cationic peroxidase 1-like. Bases 1 to 972 code for a protein of 323 amino acids. NCBI's taxonomy places the organism in Eukaryota, Viridiplantae, Streptophyta, Magnoliopsida, Fabales, Fabaceae. The transcript is spliced from 4 exons. Gene Ontology annotation, biological process: response to oxidative stress; hydrogen peroxide catabolic process. The record is from RefSeq and is a predicted model, not a curated record. Gene Ontology annotation, molecular function: heme binding; peroxidase activity.